AUGAAAGCAUGCACCGCCGAGCUCGACGCCGGCAUGCUGUUCGUGAAAACAAGCUGGCCGCUGUUCAAGUCCGAGGUCGAAGCCUUCCAAGGCAGUCCUGGCGGGCCAACUCAGACCCCCGACACUAUCCGCACUGUCAUGGAGUUCAAGCGCACGCAGGAGGAGUUUGAUCACAUCUUCACCCGACUUGAGACGCAAGCCGGUGCUCUGCGCCGGCUGCGGGUGCAAGUCAUGCAUGCUUGGUGUGCUCCCUCUGAGACCUCGGCUCCGUCAACAGCAGUCGAGACCGACACAGUCGCAUCUUCCGCAGACUCACUCUUCGAGGACAAUCUGCUUGAUGUAGACGAGCAGCCCGACACACCUCCUACGUCGUUGCCCGAUACCUCGUCCGAGGCAGACCCCGCGGCACUCCUCGAUGAGCCCGACGAGCUGAACGAGCUGAAUGCCAGCGACGUCGACCCCGACAUUCCAGACCUCGUGGGCGAAGCCGAAGCGUCCGUCAACGCUCUGCUGGCCGGUAUCGUCGCAUUUACGAACCCGGGCAUGUUUGAGGACAUGAUGCACCUCAUCGAUUGUGCAGGGCAGUAUGACGCCGGCCUUGAGUGGUUCGAGGAACACUUUCACGCGCACCGCGUCCACAUCAAGGCGUUCGAAGACAACUCGCACAAGACGGCCGCUGAACUUGAAGAUCUCGUGCGUGCAACGGAGGAACUGGAAUGCAUCUCGAAGAAGCUGAAGGAGAUGCGUCGCAACCUGAGGUUGGCCGAGAAUCGGUUCAGGCGCAAACACGCAGACACACAAGCAGUUGGUGACUCGAGAGGUCGAGAACCGGGUGCUUCACAACAAGAUCUCUCAGACGUACUCGAGUUGAGUCACCCGGCCCGGAACCAAAGGCUGCGGCGCACAUCAUGUCACCUUCCUAUCGUUCUCCGUUCCUCAACCUCUCGCUCCGACCUUCUCACCACGUCCCCAUCGAUGAGCCACUAUUCCAGACCCUUUCAACCUCAUUCGGUGCCAGCUUUCGCGUACUUCGCCCACCCUCCUCGCGCCAUGACCGAGCUCAAGAACCAAGAUCCUCGCGUCUCAUCGCUCUACAAGAUCCCUUCCUCCGCGCCGCGCCACUUGCGCUGGAAAAAGAUCCUGCGCACAAGCAACCCCACUACUCCAUCCAUUGACGAGCUCUUCACCGAACUCCCCGAGCAGACGGCGCAGCUCGCCCGCUCUGGUCCCAACGCGAGCCCCUCAAGCAGCAACAGCAAACGCAAGCGUCUCCUGGAAGCUGAGGAAGACGGCCUCGCCUCCGCCCACCGCAAGGUGCACAUCAUGCACGAGAUGCUGAGCCACUCCUCCAGCUCCAGCACCAGUGACGACGGUCUCGAUCCCGGUGCCGAGGCGCUCGCGCGCCUCCUCACCUUCAAGGAGGACGCAGAGGACAAGCUCGCCCUCGCCUCGGCCGAAAAGAACAUUCUCCAGCGUCGCAAGGACGCAUUGCAGGCCGAGGUGCGCCAGUUGAAAUCGGCGCUGCUCGCGAGCCAGGUGCAGGUCGCCGAGAAGGAGAAGCACAUUAAGGCGCUCAAAACGUACCUCGACGAAUCUCCCAAUGAGAAGAUUAAGGAACUCGAGGACAAGGUCGACACCCUCGAGAGGCAGAAUGCACAGCACGUACUCGCUGGUAGACUGUAG
Messenger RNA from Trichosporon asahii var. asahii CBS 2479, 1683 nucleotides. RefSeq lists its product as uncharacterized. The record is from RefSeq and is a predicted model, not a curated record. The transcript is spliced from 5 exons. Lineage: Eukaryota; Fungi; Basidiomycota; Tremellomycetes; Trichosporonales; Trichosporonaceae. The coding region runs from base 1 to 1683 and encodes 560 amino acids.